Acytostelium subglobosum LB1 is the source of this 2001-nucleotide messenger RNA. RefSeq lists its product as hypothetical. The record is from RefSeq and is a predicted model, not a curated record. Bases 1 to 2001 code for a protein of 666 amino acids. Gene Ontology annotation, biological process: proteolysis; cell adhesion. NCBI's taxonomy places the organism in Eukaryota, Evosea, Eumycetozoa, Acytosteliales, Acytosteliaceae. Gene Ontology annotation, molecular function: metalloendopeptidase activity. Gene Ontology annotation, cellular component: cytoplasm; membrane. The transcript has a single exon.
AUGUCAACAACAAAGACAACUAUAUCUUCAAAGUUGGUGUUGUUGGUGUUGGUGUUGGCCAUCAGUCAAUGCUACUCACUGGGCAUCACACCAAACACUCAACACAUUCAACCUUACAUCGAUAGUUAUGUCCGUGCACUGAAUCAACUUGAUCAGUCUGGACGCCACCCAUCCACCUACCACGAACAUAACGGACACAAGUGCACCCAUGACUCUCACUCUCACUAUCACGAGUCAAAUAUAAACAUACUGCCGGGCUCCAAGUCUGUGGCGGCCAACCUCAAGAGCGUCAACUACGAGAGGCAUUCGAUGGCCGCCGUGGCUGAGGUGCAGCCACACCCAGUCAGAAUCAUGCUCAACACGACCUACCUGAACAAUGGCUCGCAGCCAUCAGCAUGCUAUAGCGUGGGCCAGACAGUGGCCAUUGGAAAGGGCGCAUCACGUGGCGCCUGCAAGAUGGACGAUGAGUCCUUUGUGCCAUGCACAUGGACCUGUACCGCCGAGGACGUCAUCACACCGGAGCUUGUGGCGCUCAUCAAGGAGACGAUUAUGCCGACAAUUCUCCAGACAUUCACCCACUACCUCACCACCAAUGGCAGCGAUACUACCACCAUCUUCAAGAUUGUGGAGUGCGACGACACGCGCAUUAUCAUCGACCAGCGCAACGGAUUCAGCGGCGACUACGCACUCUACGUCACUGCGCAUCCCAACUUCCCAAGCGUAAUAGCCACCGGAGGCUUGUGCGCCCUCUUUGAAGACGACGGCCCCGCUGCCGGUUUCCUCAACUUCAACCCUCUCAAGUUUGCCGCCUUUGCCAAAUCUGGCACUUCUGGCCAGACCUGGAUGUCGUUCCUCGGCGUCAGUAUCCAUGAGAGCGUGCACGCACUCGGCUUCUCGCAGUAUCUUUUCCAGAACUACCUAGACCGCUCGACUCGCGCCAAGUACAGCUACCCCAUCGUCACCACACAGUUAUACAAUGGCAUGACACCCUCUGGCGAAUCAUACCAGCGCCCACGCUACUUCCUCUCCUCGCCCACAGUGUUGGCCAUCACCAAGUCGCACUUCAACUGCGAUCAAAUGCCCGGCGCCGAGCUGGAGAACCGUGGCUCGAACACCUCAAGUCAUUGGAAGGCCACAGCCUUUGGUGAGGAGAUCAUGCUCGGCUUUGCCCUGCCCGUCUACCCGCUCUCCAACCUGACAUUGGCCGCACUCUAUGACAGUGGAUGGUGGGGACUGUCCAACCUCACGGGCGUCGACCCAUUGGUCUGGGGCAGGAACAAGGGCUGCGCCUUUGCCAUGGAGCCAUGCAGUCCCGCCACAUGGAACUUCACCGGCUACUGGAAUGAUACCGCUGCCACCUCCAAGUACUCUACCUACGGAUGCACUGCCACCAGGUCAGGCGUGGGAACGUGGGCAGCCCGCAACUACUCUGGCACAUACGAGCUCAAGCCAUACGAACAGCACUUUUCUCAGAGUCCCUACCUUGGCUUCUACCUCCCCUUCAGGGACUACUGUGUGUCGAACGACGUCGUCUUCUUGAAUUCCAACUAUUAUUGCUCGGAUGUCACAGUGAAGAAUACAUCACAGUACGAACAGUUUGGACCACAGUCGCGAUGCUUUGAUUCGCAGGCUACCAGCGGCAGCCCCGUGCGUCCAACAUGCUAUCCACAAAAGUGUAGCGAGGACAACACACUGAUGAUCCAGGUCAAUGGCGAAUGGAACAGCUGUGCCAACACACCCAGCUUCACCUCGUCAGGCGUCACCGUCUACUGUCCAGACAAGAGCUACACGUUCUGUGAUCGCCUGCUGUUCGCCAGUCCGCCAUCGAACGUGCCAGUGGUGCCCACUUCACCACCUCUGCCCAACAUCACCUCGAGCAAUCCAACUCUGACACCAACGACCACCACCACCACCAACAAGCCAAGUGCCGGUGGCAUCCUAUCAACUGGAAGUGCAUGGAUCAUCGUAACAAUAUCACUGAUCUUCACUCUAUUAAAUUAA